AAGUGUGGCUGAACCUUAUCUAGGAACGGGAAAUAUCCUAUUAUGGAAUAGAAGCGCUCACAUUAUUUUCGGUGGGGCAUGCGCUUGAAGUUGAGUCUCUACCAGGAAUUAAAAAGCUAGUAUUUUGUCUUUUCACAAACGAAAAAAAUGUCCAAGUCUUUGAAGAAGAUCGUGGAGGAGAGUCGCGAUAAGAACCUUCCAGAGGUGGAGAUGUGCGACAGGGGCAUUUCCAACCUGCUAGACAUCCCAGGACUGUUCACUCUGUCUAACAUCACUCAGCUGGUCCUCAGCCACAACAAGAUCACAGCGGUGCCUGCUAACAUCUCUGAGCUGAAGAACAUAGAGAUUCUAAAUAUGUUCAACAACCAGAUUGAAGAGCUGCCGACUCAGAUCAGCAGUCUUCAGAAGCUGAAACACCUCAACCUCGGUAUGAACCGUCUGAGCAACUUGCCUAGAGGAUUUGGUUCGUUACCAGCUCUGGAAGUGUUGGACCUCACCUACAACAACCUGAACCAGAACUCCCUGCCUGGAAACUUCUUCUACCUCACCACUCUUCGUGCUCUCUAUCUGAGUGACAAUGACUUUGAGGUUCUGCCGGCUGACAUCGGGAAGCUGACCAAGUUACAAAUAUUGAGUCUGAGGGAUAAUGAUGUGAUCUCAUUGCCUAAGGAGAUUGGGGAUUUGGCUCAACUGAAAGAGCUUCACAUCCAGGGCAACAGACUAACUGUCCUGCCACCUGAACUUGGUAAUUUGGAUCUCACUGGUCCAAAACAGGUGUUCAAAGCAGAGAAUAAUCCCUGGGUCACACCAAUUGCAGACCAGUUCCAGCUGGGCAUCUCCCAUGUAUUUGAAUAUCUUCGCUCAGAGACUUAUAAGUAUCUCUACGGCAGACACAUACAGGCCAACCCAGAACCUCCGAAGAAGAGCGGCGAUAAAAGCAAGAAGAUAAGCCGCAAACCACUGGCCGCCAAGAACAAGUGAAAAGAAAGACAGAGAACAGAGAUGAACGCUCACACUGCAUGUGCCUUUUUCACCCACUCACUUUUUAUUGAAACAUUUUGCAUUACAUGCAUAUAUACGAAGCUUGUUUCCAAAUGUGUAGUGUGAAAUAUUGUUUGGACUGUAUUCACUGUAUGGGAGCCCAGAUGGAUGGUAUUUUUUACCCAGCUCUACUGUUUGAGUCUAAGUGUUGGUCCUAAUGUCAUGGUCAGAAAUAUUGGCACCCCUCGGUUUCUGUCAGAUAAGGCACCACUUCUCCCAGAAAAUUGUUGCAGUGACAAAUUCUUUGGCAUUCACAUAUUUAUUUCUUUUGUUUGCAUUCGAAAAAGCAGAGAGAGAAAAAAAGCCAAGUCUGAUACAGUUUGGAGUUCACUGAACCUUUAAUGUUGGUUAUAUUUCACAGUUUUACCAAGUUGUGACUUUGGAAUUAUGCUUCUGUCUCUAUGCUUUAAAAAUUUCACAUCUUAAAUAACAGAACUCAUAUACAGAAAACAACUUUUCUUUAUUUGUCAAAAUACCCGGCAUCCUAAAGUCUUUGUAAAUGUGUAAAGUGAACAUUCUAUUAGGAAAAGAAUAGAAAGACUGUUGCAUCAGUACAGGUAACAAUCAAUCAGUCAAUCAAAAUUUAUUUGUAUAGCAUUUUAAAAAUAACGUCUGGUCGACCAAAAUACUUUACACAGCAAUGCAAAUCUAGAGUAAAAAAUACCAAUACAGAAAUAAAACAACAUAGGAACAUAAAAACACCAAGUACACAGAAUCAACAGAUAAAAGGAGGAA
This is a messenger RNA of Monopterus albus (swamp eel), 1776 nucleotides long. It is a transcript of the gene rsu1, whose product is annotated as Ras suppressor protein 1. Gene Ontology annotation, molecular function: protein binding. The coding region runs from base 148 to 981 and encodes 277 amino acids. The transcript is spliced from 9 exons. Gene Ontology annotation, cellular component: cytoplasm. NCBI's taxonomy places the organism in Eukaryota, Metazoa, Chordata, Actinopteri, Synbranchiformes, Synbranchidae. The record is from RefSeq and is a predicted model, not a curated record.